This is a messenger RNA of Aspergillus versicolor CBS 583.65, 1790 nucleotides long. RefSeq lists its product as uncharacterized. The transcript has a single exon. Bases 68 to 1477 code for a protein of 469 amino acids. Gene Ontology annotation, molecular function: triacylglycerol lipase activity. The record is from RefSeq and is a predicted model, not a curated record. Gene Ontology annotation, biological process: lipid catabolic process. Lineage: Eukaryota; Fungi; Ascomycota; Eurotiomycetes; Eurotiales; Aspergillaceae.
CGUAUCUCGGUUUUCUUUUGGAGUGCAGACUGGACUGCCGUGCACUUAACAUCUACUCUCUCAGACCAUGCAUUCCCCACAAUUUUCCCCGGUCCGUGCGUUGGCCGUCAUCCUAGCAGCAUGGAUGCUGGUCCUCCCUGCAACUCUCGCUCGCCCAGCCCGGCGGGCAUCCGACCCCAGCUCUGAUCCCUUCUAUCAACCUCCCUCAGGGUUCGAGUCUGCCCUCCCAGGAACCAUCCUCCGCCAGCGCCAGGUUGUAUCCUCGUUCUUCGGUCUGAUUCCAGACCCAGUCGAGGCACAUCAACUGCUCUACCGCACGACUGCAAUCAACGGCUCCGCAAUCGCAACAGUGACCACCGUUUUCAAGCCACUCAUCCCCAAAAAGGAUCGCUUUAUUUCCUUUCAUACCGCGUACGAUAGUUCCGCUAUUAGCUGCACCCCAAGUUACCAGUACCUGCUUGGCACACCGCAGACGGACCUUAUUUCCUCGGCAGAGUUCCUGAUUAUCCAGGUCUAUCUACUGCAGGGGUAUAUCGUGGCUUCACCCGACUAUGAAGGCCCAGAUGCAGCAUUUGGCCCAGGCCAUCUUGAGGGUAUGGGAGUAUUAGAUGGGAUGCGAGCUGUCCAGAACUUUGCCGAUACGCUCGGCCUGUCGACCGAUCAGCCUGCGAUUGUGGGAACAGGAUACUCUGGCGGAGCAAUUGCAACAGGGUGGGCGGCUAGUUUGCAUCCAAGCUACGCGCCUGAACUGAACGUCAAGGGCUGGGUUGCUGGGGGCACGCCGGCUAAUCUCACUGGCACUCUUCUCUUCAUAGAUGGCACCUUAAGCAGCGGAUUCAUUCCUGCAGCCAUAGAUGGGUUGUCGAAGCCGAGUGCGUACGGUGCCGAGCUAAAGCCAGUCAUCGAUUCAAUCAUUACAGAAAAGGGGCAAGCGGCGCUGGACUUUGCGAAUGAAAACUGCGCGGUUGCUGACCUGAUUAACUUCUUUGGACAGUCGGUCUUCUCGACCGAUAUUCAGACUCUCGGCCAUGGUCUGCUCACUCAGCCAACAAUUAAGUCCAUUCUGCAAAAGAACAUUCUAGGACUGAACAAAGACGAAACUCCCACUGCUCCUAUCUUCGUGUAUCACGCUACCCAGGAUGAAAUCAUCCCGUAUAACAAUGCGAGCACAAUGGUGGACUCAUGGUGCAGUGACGGAGCCGAUGUCAAGUUCACAACCUAUGCAAAUGGCGGACAUCUGACGACAGAAAUAGUGGCGCUACCAGCUGCUGUGACGUUUGUUGAGAACGCCUUUGCCGGGACUACUGCUAAGGGAUGCUCUUCGAACACGGAGCUGGACUCUGUCCUCAACCCUAUAGCGCUGGGUGUCGAGCUAGAGCCUAUCCUUACACAGCUGAUUUCUGCCCUAGCAAUGGCUGGUAACAAGGACUCUAAUAUCAAGGAGGACAUUUCAGUCCUGUCGAAGACUGUUUCCUGAGGACAUGUACAUAUCCCAAGGUACGGAUGUGCCGUAUCUAAAUUGAAGUUAUGUUACUCCCCAGAUCAUGAGCGGUUCGCAUACUCAUACUCAAGCUGGAGACGUUUAUGGUAAUCUUCUUAGCCAGGAUAGGUGUGUGGUAAGAACACCGCACUGAAGCAUAAAUACUCAUGACCUAUGACAAGGAAGUCUAAACACUAAUCGCCGAUCUAUGCUUCUCGGAUCCUGAAGCUGGAGUAGUAAUACUAAAUUAAGACACACAUUAUUGAUCUCAGAACUACUGCAGGUAUAGGAUAACAUGCCACUGUAACUA